AUGUCGAAGCUUUUCAUUGGCGGCCUUGCCUGGCACACUGACGACGUCGCUCUGCGCACAAAGUUCGAGGAGUUCGGCGUUGUUGAGGAAGCUGUUGUCGUCAAGGACCGUGACACCGGACGCAGCCGUGGCUUCGGCUUCGUGCGCUUCUCGAACGAGGAUGAGGCUGAUGCCGCAAUCAAGGCCAUGAAUGAGAUCGAGUGA
Aureobasidium vineae is the source of this 204-nucleotide messenger RNA. Lineage: Eukaryota; Fungi; Ascomycota; Dothideomycetes; Dothideales; Saccotheciaceae. The record is from the annotation of a GenBank genome assembly.